UGGACUGCGGUGAGUGGGAGAGAGUCUAGAAAGGACUCCGCAGCCUUUCCCCAGCAUUAGCGCCAGCUGCGCCUCCUCCGCGGAUCGUUUGGCUUCCUGACGCGGCCGUAUCUGGAGCAAAGCAGGCAGAGUUUGCACUCUUCUCCUGAUGUCUGGGCGCUAGUCGAGACGACGCUUGGCGGCGCAGGCAGCCUCACCUGGAUUUUGUUUUCUUCUUUGCCCCAGAAGAGAUGGAGCUUGCAGCGGGACUUGUAACCGUGCUCUUGUUUGCUGUGGAGCCCUGGCUGGUUUUUUCGGGCUCACCUGUAUCACUGGAUCCACCAUCCCUUAGCAUCCAAAAAGCUGUCCUUACUGUAACUGCAAAUGAUACACUACAAAUUACUUGCAGUGGUGAACGGGCUUUGGAAUGGCUUUGGCCUAACAACCAGAGCAGCAUUGAAAACCGUCUAUCAGUGACCAACUGUACAGAUAACAUCUACUGUAAGAUGCUCAUUCUGACAAAAGUCAUAGGCAAUGAUACAGGAGCCUACAAGUGCUUUUACCAAGACAACAGUACAGCAUCAAGUAUUUAUGUUUAUGUGCAAGAUUUUACAGAGCUUCCAGAUUACAGAUCUCCAUUUUUGACAUCAGUUAGUGAUCAGCUUGGUGUUAUAUACAUAACUGGAAACAAAACUGUGGUGAUACCAUGCCUUGGAUCUACAUCAAACCUCAACAUAUCACUCCAUGCGAAGUAUCCAGAUAAAAUAUUUGUUCCUGAUGGUAAAUCAAUCACAUGGGACAGUCAAAAAGGCUUCAUUAUCCCCAGCAGUUUAAUCAGCGACGUGGGCAUGGUCUUCUGCAAAGCUAAGAUAGACAAUGAAAGCUAUCAGUCCGUGAUGUACAUUGUGGUGGUUAUAGGUUAUAAAAUUCAUGACCUCACAAUGAACCCUCCUCAGCAAGUAGAGCUGGCCGCAGGAGAGAAGCUAGCUCUGAAUUGUACUGCGAGGACUGAGCCGAAUGUGGGGAUUGUGUUUGAAUGGGACUACCCAUCAAGCAAGGCAAUGGCAAACAAGAAAAGGCAUGUUAUGAUCAGGGAUGUGAAGACAACAUCAGGGGCUGAAGUGAAGAAGUUUGUAAGCACUCUAACCAUAGAACACGUGACCUUAAAUGACAAAGGCCCAUACAGCUGCAGAGCCUCCAGUAGCCGUAUGAGUAAGAGAAACAGCAUUAAUGUCAUCAUCCAUGAAAAACCUUUUGUCACUUUGGAGAAGAUGCCUUCUUGGGUGGAAAAAAAGCUGAGUGAAUCAAUCAAAAUCCCUGUGAAAUUCACAGGGUAUCCACCUCCAGAUGCAAAAUGGUAUAAAAAUGGGAAUGCUAUUGCUGCAAAUCGUACAAUUAAACUUGGGUACUCCUUGACAAUUACUGAAGUGAGCGAAAGAGAUGCUGGGAAUUAUACUGUUGUGCUGACCAAUCCUAUUAACAAGGACUCAAAGAGACACACAUUUCAUCUGGCUGUGAAUGUCCCACCUCAAAUCGGUGAAAAUGCCCUUUUAGCAGCUGUGGAUUCCUAUAAGUAUGGCUCCAGUCAAACCUUAACAUGUACAGUAUAUGCUGUUCCAGCAGUGGCCAAAGUUCAGUGGUAUUGGCAGUUUGAGGAAGAAUGUACUUUGAAUCCACGGCAAACUGUCCUGGGGAAUAAUUCCUACACCUGUAAGAAAUGGAAAGACAUAACUGACAGAAGAGGUGGAAACCAGAUUGAAGUAGUAAAAAACCAAUUUGUUGCUAUUGCCGGGAAAAUGAAGACUGUAAGCACCCUUGCUAUUCAAGCAGCGAAUGUAUCUGCUUUGUACAGAUGUGUGGCUACUAACAAAGAGGGAGAAGGCGAGAGGAUCAUUCCCUUUCAUGUUACCAGAGGCCUUGAAAUUAAUCUUCAGCCCAACAUUCAGCCUACUGAGAAGCUCAAUGUAUCCUUGCAGUGCAUGGCCGACAAGCUCACUUUUGGAAACCUGUCCUGGUUUAAGUUUAGGCCUCGUGGCUCAGUGGCACGCCUGAACGGACUGCCCAUGUCUGAUUGUAAGAACCUGGAUGCUCUUCAGAAACUGGAUACUACAGCUGCACGUGCCAAUGGGGAGAACAUUACUCUGGAACUCCUUCUCCACAACAUUUCCCUCCAAGAGAGUGGGGAUUACGUAUGCAUGGCCCAGGACAAAAAGACCCAAACACAGCACUGCCUUGUCAAACGCCUCACUGUUCAAGAACCAGUGGCACCCACAAUUAUAAAGAAUCCUGAGAAUCAGACAACAAAUACUGGCGAAACUAUAGAAGUGUCUUGCAUAGCAAAUGGAGUUCCUUCUCCAGUCAUCAAAUGGUUUAAAAACAAUGAAUCCCUUAUUGAAGAUUCAGGUAUUGUUUUGAAAGAUGGGAACAGUAGUCUCAUCAUCCGAAGGGUGAGGAAAGAAGAUGAAGGGCUCUAUACUUGUCGUGCCUGCAAUGUCCUUGAUUGUGCAAAAGCAGCAAUGUUUUUUGAAGUGAAAGGCAAAGAUGAGAAAACGAACCUCGAGCUCAUUAUUCUGGUUGGGACUGCAGUAAUUGCCAUGUUCUUCUGGUUGCUCCUCGUAAUCAUUCUCCGGACCGUUAAACGGGUCAAUGGAGGAGAACUCAAGACUGGGUACCUAUCGAUCAUUAUGGAUUCUGAUGAACUCCCUAUGGAUGAGCAGUGUGAACGCCUCCCUUAUGAUGCCAACAAGUGGGAGUUCCCUAGGGACCGUCUAAAGCUAGGUAAGCCUCUUGGACGUGGAGCAUUUGGCCAAGUCAUUGAAGCUGAUGCAUUUGGAAUUGACAAAAUAACUACCUGCAGAACAGUUGCUGUCAAAAUGCUUAAAGAGGGUGCAACGCACAGUGAACACAGGGCACUGAUGUCUGAACUCAAAAUCCUCAUCCAUAUUGGUCAUCAUCUCAAUGUGGUUAACAUACUUGGGGCCUGCACAAAACCAGGAGGUCCACUCAUGGUGAUUGUGGAAUAUUGCAAGUAUGGAAAUCUGUCAGUGUAUUUAAGAAGCAAGCGAAGUGAUUUUGUUCCAUUCAAGACCAAAAAUACCAGGUUUUGGCAAGGAAAAGACAAUGUUGUGGCUGAAAUCCCAGCGGACCUGAAGAAACGCUUAGACAGCAUCACAAGCAGCCAAAGUUCAACAAGUUCAGGGUUUGGAGAGGAGAGAUCCCUCAGUGAUGUGGAUGAGGGAGAAGCAACUUCUGAAGAUCCUUGCAAAAACUCCCUGAGUCUGGAAGAUCUCAUCUGUUACAGCUUCCAAGUAGCUAGGGGGAUGGAAUUCCUGGCCUCAAGGAAAUGUAUCCAUAGAGAUCUAGCAGCUCGCAAUAUUCUCUUAUCAGAGAACAAUGUGGUCAAAAUUUGUGAUUUUGGAUUGGCUCGAGAUAUCUACAAAGAUCCUGAUUAUGUCAGGAAAGGAGAUGCUAGGCUACCCCUAAAAUGGAUGGCACCAGAAACCAUUUUUGACCGAGUAUACACAAUUCAAAGUGAUGUGUGGUCUUUUGGUGUACUCCUGUGGGAAAUAUUUUCAUUAGGAGCAUCACCAUACCCUGGUGUAAAGAUUGAUGAGGCAUUCUGUAGAAGACUGAAAGAGGGAACAAGGAUGAGGCCCCCAGAAUAUACAACACCUGAAAUGUAUCAGACUAUGUUGGAUUGCUGGCAUGGAGAACCCAAGCAAAGACCUACUUUCUCUGAACUGGUAGAACAUCUGGGGAAUGUACUACAAGCAAAUGUUCAUCAGGAUGGCAAAGACUAUAUUGUCCUUCCUCAAACUACUUUGCUGAACAUUGAAGAAGAUUCAGGACUUUUGCUACCAACCUCACCUGUUUCCUGCAUGGAAGAAGAGGAAGUGUGUGAUUCUCAAUUCCAUUAUGACAACACAUCAGGAAUGAGUCAGUCCCGUAAAGGAAGUAAAAGAAAGAGUCGUCCUGUGAGUGUAAAGACCUUUGAAGAUGUUCCUGUAGAGCCCACAGUAAGAGUGGUUCAGGAUGACAAUCAGACAGACAGUGGGAUGAUUCUCGCAUCUGAAGAACUAAAGACAUUAGAAGAUAAAUCUAAACAACUGCUAUUGCCCUUUAGUGGUCUUGUCUCCAGUAAAAGUAAUGAGUCUGUUAUGUCUGAAGCUUCAAACCCAACAAGCGGCUACCAGUCAGGAUAUCACUCAGAUGACAUGGACACUACAGUUUGCUCUGGUGAAGAAACAGAACUUCUAGCCCUCAGGGAAAAUACUUCUCAGACUUGCUGCACACUGGCAUACAACUCUGGGAUACCUCUUAAUUUACCUCCUGUUUAAGAAAGGGGGAUCCUUUCCCCAAAUAAGUGAUAACUGGAACUUGCUCUGAACAUUGCCUUUUUCUUAAACCAUUGGUGUUAGAUUCAGAGGAUUAGAAAAAAAAUGUUACCUGCAAGGAGAAGAGGACUAUAUGGAAUACUGACACCAAAACCACUGUUUAAGAGAAAGCUUAAAAAGCUAUCCAGGGCCACCAAGACUGUUUACUGCCACUAACAGAUCUACUUAGAUUGUUUGAUUACAAUGACAACACUGGGAACUUCAAGAUACACAUGAAAUGUUAAUGUUGUCGCCACAUUUCUAUGCAACUUUAUGAAGACAUGAAAGUAUUCUGACAGAAAACUGUGGGUUUUCAAAUCUGUCAGCAACAAAAUUCCAACAGUGCCUUUGUUCUCCCUGGGCAUUGGUCUUAAGGAAGACAAUCAAUGCAGUUUGCUGACCUUGAAUUCUCUUACAUUUCCACUUCUUCACUCAAAGCCUUCAUGAUCAAUGCUGGUGAAACAAAUCGGUGAAUACUGAUGAAAAGCAGACAGUCCCUUUUUUUGGAAAGAGGUAGCAUUUUGACUGUGUCGUCCUUGAUCAGCUGUGGUUCCUUGAAUGGAUAUUUGUUACUGAAACAAUUCAGUUUUGACUUGAUCAGUACUGGCAGAAUCAGUUAAAUGAUCCAGAGAUUUACCAUAAGUUUUCAUGAUCUUUGCUUUAGGUGAUCAACAGUGCAUGAUUGGCUUGAGAUACAGAUCCAAACUAUUUGCUGGUGUGCGGGGGGCGGGGGGGAGGGAGGGGAAGGAUGUAGUUCUGAUAUAAAGCAGCAAAGGAUUUUGUCACUAUAAACCCAUAUGUAUCAAUGACAUAUUAAAUAACUGGCUGCUCAGAUUUUGAGUGAUGUUUUUAAUGUAGGAAUUGCUAGACAGUUUUCUGUUAUUUGUUUGCCCAGAGUUCUAACAAGAUAUGAUGUAUAUUACAAGAUUUUUUAAAAGAUAUUGUAAAGCUAUUUUGAUUGGUGUUACUUUUGUAUUUUUGUGUUUUAUUCCAUGUUUUUGUACUAAAAUAUUUCAAGAACGGAGACCCCAUGAAUGAUCAAGAAACGGCACAUAAAAUAUUUAUAGUCUGGUUGUGUAGAAAGAAAUGUAAUAUAUUAAAAUAAAUAUAUAUUAUAUAUAAUGAAA
Hemicordylus capensis (graceful crag lizard) is the source of this 5479-nucleotide messenger RNA. It is a transcript of the gene KDR, whose product is annotated as kinase insert domain receptor. NCBI's taxonomy places the organism in Eukaryota, Metazoa, Chordata, Lepidosauria, Squamata, Cordylidae. The transcript has 30 exons. Gene Ontology annotation, molecular function: ATP binding; growth factor binding; vascular endothelial growth factor receptor activity. Gene Ontology annotation, cellular component: signaling receptor complex; membrane. Bases 231 to 4316 code for a protein of 1361 amino acids. The record is from RefSeq and is a predicted model, not a curated record. Gene Ontology annotation, biological process: endothelial cell differentiation; multicellular organism development; vascular endothelial growth factor receptor signaling pathway.